This is a messenger RNA of Xyrichtys novacula (pearly razorfish), 7966 nucleotides long. NCBI's taxonomy places the organism in Eukaryota, Metazoa, Chordata, Actinopteri, Labriformes, Labridae. The record is from the annotation of a GenBank genome assembly.
AUGGAUGUCACCUGGCUGAUGCUUUUGUUCUCAGGUAAGAACUCUCAUUUUGUGUUUCUGAUUUGAAACAUUUAUGUUCAAGUUGAAGCUUACUUGAAGAGAUUAAAUGGGUUUGAUGGUGAAAUUUGAGUCCAACUUCAGUGACUACCUUUAGGUUUACAGAUAGAUCCAUCAAUGCAGUGGGACCGAAUCAUGCAUGUGUUCACUUACAAUUGUUAGACAAUCACAUUUUUUGUCAAAUUUCAUGUGGCUCGACAAAUGUUUGUAAAUAAAUAUAUUCAUACUUAAUUUCAAAAGUUGCGUUUUUGAGAAACCAUCAGCAUGUGUUUGAGUUUUUUUUUUGGGGGGGGCAAACCAAAUUCGACUAAAAGAGUUAAUUUUCUUGGGUUCUGUUGGUCUAAAAAAGUGUCAGAUAACAGAAUUAACACCUUACACAGACUGUGAAUACAAAGUUCCAAGGAAUAGAUUGAUAUUAAUGUAUAAAUAUAAUAUAUUGUUGCGCACGUGUGUAUUUUCCCAAAAUCCUGACUGAUAAUAGAAUUAUCCAUUUUUCUUUGGGACCUGCCUUUACUAAUGUGCAUAAAAACCACAGGGUUACUGUCAGAGAAUAUGACACAAAUGAUGAGCACUUCCAAUAUCUAAUUAUUUACAGGGGUGAAGAAAAUGAGGAGGUGGUGAGGGGAUAAAAUCUAAUUUAAGGGUCCUACUACCCCACCUGAACCUUUCUCAUCCAAUAUCUAUGUCACUCUUCAUACUAUUGCUCAAAUAGACUUAUAUUUAUGCACAUUCUUUGAGUUUUGGUUUCAGAGACCAAAGGCAAAAUUUCAUAAUACAUACAAUUUUAGAGGCUAAUUAAGAGACAGUUGCUACAUUUAAUGAAGUUACUUUUGAGUAUCUCUUCGAUGUAGUUCACCAUUUACAAUCUACCUCUCCCUUCCAGUUUAUCUGGCUGAAUGUGUGCCAGAGAAGCCGAAGCGAUCAGCCCUGAACCAGCUGACCAGGACCCUCCUUAGGACAUACGACUGUGGAGUCCGCCCCGUUCACAACUGGACCAGUCACACCACCAUCCACAUUGACCUCAUCCUGCAGUCUGUACUUGAUGUGGUAUGUUUGACUGGACACUGAUGUGAAAUGACUCAAACUAGACUGCAGAGUAGUUAUGUGGAUGAAAAACAACAGCUAUACAUUUUUUUUGUUGUUAAAUAGGAUGGAAAGACCCAGAGCAUGACUACCAAUAUUUGGUACAGACAGGUAGGGACCGUCUCAUUCACUCUAUGCUUCUUUUCCUAUUCCUCAAUAAACAUUUGACAUUGAAAAAUAAUUAUUAUAUACCUCAUAACUCUUGGAAACGUCUCUGCUCUUCUCCAGGUCUGGACAGAUGAGUUCCUGGUUUGGGAUCCAGAAGAGUUCGAUGGCAUCACUGAGAUCUCCCUGUCCUCUGAUGCCAUCUGGAUUCCUGAUGUUAUCGUCAGUGAGUUGUAAGAAAGGAUUUGAACAGAUAUGUAACAGUCAAGAAACUCUAUGUUUUUCAUUACCACGAUCUUAGAAAACCAGUUUUAAAGAGACUUGGGUUCAGGGCAAAUGUUCACAUUGUGGUCAAAGCACUAAUCUGUAAACCACAGCAGCAAGAAGACAAAUAUAAAGCUUCUCAAUUUGACUUAUGGGAUAAAAAAAAACUUCAUCAGAAUCCAGAAAUCUAAAGCCUGAUUUCACUGUUGAACUUUUUAAAUCUAAACUUACAACAUAUUUGAGAUAAAACUAUGUGAUGAGAUGUUUAAAAUCUGCCCCUAAAAGUCAGAAGAAGAGCACAAAGGCAGCAGUAUUGCGUGCUCACUGCUUAACACAUAUUUUGUUUUACAAUUUAGUGUGCAACAAAUUUUGGAUCUUGAAGGAAAUCAUUUGCUAAAUUAAGAUUAACAGAGAUACAAUGUGAGCUUGCACAAAGCUGUUCAAAGACUGGCUAUGGUUAUUGAUUGGGCGGUCUUAGCAGCUGGCAAACUAGUGCAUUUUUGUCAAUUGUUCACUGUGAAACAAGUCUUUGUGAGAUAAUGACAAGAACAGUCUUCAAUGAGUGACUGGAACCCGAGGGCCUUAGGGAGGAUUAAAUCACAACACAGCAGUCAUGCAAUAUUAUGAUACGUGAUCUACAUGAUAAUUCAUGUAAAGCUAGAAAGGUGAUAGCAUGAGCUUGGGGCAUUUAAGUAAUUACGUGAGUUAUAAAUAGUUAUUUAAGAAGUUGUUAUAUCCUGCCUCUUACUUUCUUAUUACAUCCAUUCACAGCAGCACAUCCUGGUCUAACUUGAACUCAUUCAGAGUUAAUGUACAUGUAAUUGAGACCAUUCAUAGCAUUAGAAGCACCAAAUAGUUGCAGUAGGUCUUAACAGAGGUCAUUUUAAAGCUCCUGUGAGGGUAUUUUUAUUUUAUUUAUUAAACUAUUAUUGAAAGACUGACAGUCAUGUUGAUGCCUUUAUAUGUACAAGACCAUCAGGAAUAGGGCUGAUGAUUGUUUCAUCAUAAUUUUAAAAUCUUUAACCGUUGCAAAAUGUUAGGUAUCAGCCGAGCAGCUGAGGAAAUGGUCUUUUUUUACAAUUUACACAUAAAAAAUUCACAGUGAAUAAUACUUUACUGUUAAAAUAGGGUGACCAUAUUCUGACUUCCCAAAAAGAGGACACGACUAUGUGGGGGCGGAGUCACGGAGUCUUUUACGCGCUACUAACUCAGUAAGUCCACAUGACACAAAAUCGAAACUUACAUACAAAACCUCGGACAUUUGAAGGAUUUUAUAAACUUCCCCGGACAAAGCCGGACGAACCCACACAGCCCCCCAAAAAGAGAACAUGUCCGGGUAAAAGAGGACGCAUGGUCACCCUAGUUAAAAACCAUGUUUUAGCAUGUAGAGGACAACUUAAACAGAGACUGCUCUGUCCACAGGGGGGCGCCAACAUUGACACAAACAGAAAGUUCCUCAUAGGAGCUUAAAAAGUAAGUCUGUUUCCGUGUCUUACUCUGUUGUCCAUAUCUCAUCUUUCCUUCUUAUCUCACUUUCUGUUUCCACAGUGUGGAUGAAGGGAAGUCCCCCUCGAUCCCAUAUGUCUAUGUCAACUCUUCUGGAUCAGUGAAGAACAACCGGCCCAUGCAGGUGGUUCUGGCCUGCAGCCUGGAGAUGUACGCCUUUCCAUUUGACAAACAGAACUGCAGCCUCACCUUCCGCAGCUGGCUUCACUCAGGUCUCAAACCAACUUCUUUUGUCUACAUUUAUUGUUCAAUCUUGGUGCCACUCACUUAUCUUCAAGCCUUCAAAACCUAAAAUAAGCUUUGCAAAACAUUGAACAUAGGGUGAACUUAAUAGCAACAUCAGAAAAUUGAGGUUUCUCAGUUUUAUGAUGAACUGGAACCAUUUGUGCGCGGAGACUCCUCAUGUACUCAAAUGUUGGGCUCAAUGUGUUUCCAAGUCAACACAUCAAGUACACUCUUAAGCUUUGCACACACAACAUGAUCCAUCGGACAAGAAAAAAACCCAGAAACUAGACAGUCAGUCAGUCAACCUGUGAACAUGCCAAUCCAUCGACUGAGACCAAAAUCAAUGAGAGGAGACUAAGUGUGAUCAGAGACAGGAGACUACAAUUACAGAUUAGUCUGCCAAUCACUUUGCUAAGUUAACUAACUAAUUACUUUGUCCAUAAAAUGUCAAAUAUGUGAGUUAAUGGUAAUCCCAUGUCUCCUAAGCUCAAGGUGACUUCUUUAAUUAGCCGUUUGUUUUUUCCACCAGCAGCACCCACAAGAAAAAACGCUGUCCACUUGGUUUCAAGAACUAAUUGAAUAAUGCUCUCAAAAAUGUGUGAAGGAGCAGUAAGCACUGGUCACCUGGUGAUCAUUUCUAGAGAGGUCUCACCUAUAAUGUUGGCGAGUCUGUUUCAUUAAAUUGCUGUCUAUCCUUGCAGUUCAAAUUUUUGGACUUUGUUAGUUCCAGAAACCAAAAGUUCCUCUCAGCAAGUUUAACCUUCUGAUUCGUUGCUAUAACUCCAGGUUCAACUGGUGUAAUGGACCAGUGUCUGAUUCAUGUCAGACCAAAAUAUAUCUUAAAAGGAGGAUAACCAGACUGAUCUGAAAAAUAAAGUAUCAAAAAACCAGCCCACACAUUCCCCCAGAUCUCAGUUUAAGUCAUACCAGCAUGAAAAACAUUGCGGACACUGCAUGUAUAAGACUGUUUGAAGCAUUAAGACAAUAUAUGAAAACAGAAACAGCUCUGAGGAAUUGAAAGCACUCAGUCUCUGAGCUGUGCCCACACUGAGGCCAAAGUGAUAAACACAUUUACUCUUCUCUUUUAUUGUCCUCCACCCACCAUCUCUUUUUAUGUCAUUCUCUCACUCUCUCGCUCUCUCUCUCUCUCCCUCUGCAGUGAAGGAAAUAGACCUGGCUCUGUUGAGGAGUGCAGAGGCCAUCGCUAAUGAUCAGAAGGAGUUCAUGAAUGACGGAGAAUGGGAGCUAUUGUCAGUGCCCUCCCGCUACUGGCAGAUCCACCAGGACGACACUGACUAUGCACAAAUCCAGUUCAAUGUGCGUACUUUAAUGUCCUCAGCAUGGUAAUUCAUGCAGUGUAAUCCAGAUGAAAUAAUUCUAAUGAAAGCUAAAGAGACACGACUGUUUGUAAAAGCUGUAACUUUAUAUGGUGUCAGUAUUUUGGAUGUCUAAAGGCUCCAUAACAAGUGAGCCAGUAAGUGCACAGUGAUGUCUGUGAUUGCUUAUUGAUGGUGAGCUUUAAACUGUAGCUCUCUGUGGGUUAGACCCCCUCCCGGUCCCUCUCUCUCUCCCUCCUCUUCCUCACCCCUCCUCACUCUGUGCAGCAGGAUUGCAAAGUGUUAAGCAAUUGGCCGCGACCUUCAUGGAUCGGGGCUAGUGAGCUAAUGCCAAAUGAUGAGACUGAGGCUGUUUCUGGCAAGUAAAGACACAGAUAGAGAGGGAGGCUGAUAGACAGGGGAGGGUGAGCAACCAUAAUGAGCCUGUCUCAGCGGCUGCCUGAUCAAUGGACUUCUUGUUAGAGGGGAGGAAAAUGGCUCCAUAGCCCAUUGCAGGUGGAGAGCUGCUAUUUAUUCAGCUCAAAGAGAGAGACAGGGGGCUUUUUGGUGACGGAGGGUUUCAGGGCUCUCUGAGAUAUUGUUACACUGUGGCCACUUUAUUUCUGAAUGUAGAAACGUAAGAUGGAAAGACCUAAUAAUUCCUCUUCUGGUAAAUUUAGACAAAUAAAAGAACUUUUGAAAGAUAUUUGGGAGCAAAGAUAAUCAAUCAAUCAAUCAAUCAAUCACUAAAAAUCCAACAGGAAUGAACAAAAGACAAAAAAAUAAAAUAAAAUUACACAUAAAUUAAGCAAUAUGAGAAUUAUUGUUGAGUUUCUCUAGCCAAAUGCCCUCAUACUUGACCUGGAACCAGAUUUAAGUUAAAGAAAUGAGAAAAACCUUAUUUAUGAACAGCUCUUAAAGUAUGAAAAGAAAGGAAUACAUAUCGAUACUCACAUUUAAAUUUAAACAAACUUUUUUGUCCGUUGGAAAGUUCAGUUGUGGAAACAUAGCACAAACCCUGGAAGCCGAAAAAAGUGUUAAUCAUACAUGUGAACCUGAAUGUAACUGAAUUGGAUGCAAAAGCACACAUGCAUGGUUUAGAGUUGAACAUAUUCUGCAACAUUCGGUUAAAUUAUUGUCAUUACUCCAGUUGUUAAAUCUCAGCCCUCUGUCGCCCAGGUGUUGAUCCGUCGGCGCCCCCUGCUGUAUGUGGUGGGUCUCCUCAUCCCCAGUAUCUUCCUCAUGCUGGUGGAUGUCAUCAGUUUCUACCUGCCUCUGAACAGUGGAACUCGCAUUGCCUUUAAGAUCAGUAUCCUGCUGGGUUACACGGUCUUCAGGGUCAACCUGACCGAUGAGUUGCCCUCCACUGCAGUCAGAACUCCGCUCAUAGGUCAGAUACUUUUAUGUAAUUUUUAAUGUCUAUAGUUUCAGAAUAUCUUACCAUUUAAUUCCUUUAGAUUAGACUUAAAUUGGUUAUUUAUGAGCUUUGACAUCUAAAUUUUUGUCCAUCUCUUUAAAACCAAUCGUCUCAGUGAUGUCACCCCCUAGUUUCCAACAUGGCAGUCAUCAUAUUGGAAAACUUGAGUCAUCCUACACAGCAAGAGGCAAAGAGUCAGAGAUAAGAUGGGCCUUUAACCUCCCAGAUCAUAAUAAUGUGCUAACCCAUUUGCUAGUUUACUUUGUCUGAUCAUGCAAAACUUGUACCCUUAAAAGGGAUAUUCCUAGACACUCCCUCGAGAGACAAAUGUUGCUGACUGCUUGCUUUUUUAUUCAUUUCAACUUUAGUAAUGACCGCACAAUAGCAAUACACAGCGGUCUCUUUGAAGCUUUGCCUGAUUUCUUUAGCAAAGAGACCAAACACAACUCACCCACUCUCCUCCAGCAACCACUUAUUUGUGGGGGGAGCCCCGAUGAGUCGAUCACCAUGUGCAGCGGAGUUUCGCAGCUCAAGGAAGAACAUUUAUGAUCAUUUCUUUAUGGAAAUGCAAUCAGACCGAGACGCUAAGGCAGAAGAACUACCGCGUCUGCAGUGUAAAAUAAUUUAAAAUGAAGAUUAUUACCUCAAGGAAAUGAUCCGCUACACUUCCAUAUACAAGCGGCUGCUGGAGGAGAGCUAAAGAAACCAGGCAAAAGUAAAAAAAAGUUUUCGUGUAGAGACGUAGGCCACUGUGUAUUGAUAUCCUGCGGUCGUUACUAAAGUUGGUAUAACUAGAGAAGCAAACAUUUGGCAACAUUCAUCUCUCGAGGGGGUGUCUAACUCAGUGUAACGGUGUGUUUGACCCUAACUUAAUUUUACGCCGGAAUAUCCCUUUAAUGGCUUCAAAAUAAAGGAGUUAUACAAUAAUAUAAUUCACUCCCAAUACAGUGUGCACAAUUAUAGAAAUUUUCUGCAUACCAGGCUGUAAACCUGCCAAAUUUCUGCAAUAUUUGGAGUUUUGGAGCCAGCCUCAAGUGGACAUUCAGUGAACUGCAGUAAUAUUGUAAUAUGAGAGGUUGCUGUAAGAUUAAACCUUAUGCAGUGACUGGUAUAAAAGAAAAUCCAUUCAUCUGUCCAAGGAAAACUUUGUUGAAUGGUUUGGGGAUUAAAUGUUGGAGGUCGUCCCUGUUAACAGUUUUUCCUCUCCUGUUUCCAUACAGGUGUGUUCUUUGCCGUGUGCAUGGCUAUGUUGAUGCUCAGUUUGAUCAAGUCCAUACUGGUGGUGAAGCUUCUCCACCACAGUGAGAAGGAGGUCAAGCAGUUCUCAGUAUCAGCCUGCCUGCUGGACAAGUACAGCUCAGCCGGUCAGGAGUUCACAGAGAGCGCUUUAACGUCUCUAAAAACCCUCGAAUUCAUCAACCCCUCAGGAGGUGAGACACAUGCACCAAAAUUUAUGAGCCAGGGCUGAACAUUUCCAUAGCUACUGAUGUGGAGGGACUGUUUUUUAGCUGCACGUGCUGGGGAAAAAAGGAUAACUCACACUGGCCGUGAGAAUUAGUCUUAAAAGGUUUGAUCACGUUUAGCCAGCUGUAAGCUUUGUUUGAAUUGCUGUAAUCUUUUUUAAAAAACUGCAUAAAUCUCCAUAAAGUAAAACCAGAUUCUUUCGUCUCCCUGCAGAUUAUGAGCUUGAGCCCUCUCUGGAGGAGGAUCUGCUGUCCCUGAAUGAGAUCCAGGAGGCUCCUUCUGGUCUGGAGUGGCUUCUCCAGGAGUUGGUCUCCCUCCGCUUGGCCUUCUCAGAGGAGGACAGUGAGUCUUCAGCUCAGGCUGACUGGCUGGCUCUCUGCUCUAAACUCGACCUCUUUUUGUUCCGCUUUUACCUCUUUGUCCUGACGCUGUACGCCAGCACUCUGCUGCUGCUCUGGGCCAGCUGGAGCUUCGCCUGAACAAACAAAUGAAGACAUAAUGGGAUUAUUUUUAACCCUGUGACUCAGAG